UCUCCCUCGCCCUCCUUGACCCCUCUAGGAACCUGCUGUCGCAGGGGCUUCUUUCCUUCUUGUCAAACUCUGAGGAGGAAGAGGCCCCAGGUGGCCUUUGAGGAUGUGGCUGUGUAUUUCACAGAAGAGGAAUGGAAUUUAUUGGAUUGGAACCAAAGAUCUUUGUACUGGAGUGUCAUGAUACAAAACUAUGAGAAUGUGUCCUCCCUCGGAGAUCUUCUGAUUCAUCUGAACAUUCACACAGGACAGAAAACAUACAAAUGCCUGCUGUGUGGGAAAUGUUUUACUCGGAAGUCAAAUCUUCUUGUUCAUCAGAGAAUCCACACAGGAGAGAAACCAUACAAAUGCCAGCAGUGUGGAAAAUGUGUUGCUCACAAGUCAAACCUCCGGUCUCAUCAGAGAAGCCACACAGGAGAGAAACCAUACAAAUGCCAGCAGUGUGGAAAGUGUUUUGCUCACAAGACAGACUUUGUGGCUCAUCAGAGAAGCCACACAGGAGAGAAACCAUACAAAUGCCAGCAGUGUGGAAAGUGUUUUGCUCACAAGUCAGACCUUUUCAGGCAUGAGAGACUCCACACAGGAGAGAAACCAUAUAAGUGCCAGCAGUGUGGAAUAUGUUUUGCUAGCAAGUCAAACCUUAAAAUACAUGAGAGAGUUCACACAGGAGAGAAACCACACAAAUGCCAGCAGUGUGGAAAAUGUUUUGUUUCUAACUCAGCCCUUGUGCGUCAUCAAAGAGUCCACACAGGAGAAAAACCUUACAAAUGCCAGCAGUGUGGAAAAUGCUUUGCUGACAGGUCAGUCCUUUUGAGACAUCAGAAGACAAAGUGUUCAAGUGUCAGCAAUGAGGAAAAUGUUUUGCUCAGGACUCAACCCCUUUUAAGGCAUCAGAUUGUCCACAGUGCAGAGAAAAUGGAAGUGUGACAUACUUUUUGUUUAUAGAGACAGCGUAUCUGAUUUCUAUCUUGCAAAACUAUUAGAAUUCUCUUUGAAGCUAGUUUUGUUUCAAAGCAUGUGAUUUUAAACUAUCUAGCACUUAUAUGUUCAUUCAAUAAAUCUUUGAAUUAAUUGGAGCAUUCUGCUUUCUAAUA
Molecule: messenger RNA, 1091 nt
Organism: Sceloporus undulatus (fence lizard)
Lineage: Eukaryota; Metazoa; Chordata; Lepidosauria; Squamata; Phrynosomatidae
Product: gastrula zinc finger protein XlCGF67.1-like
Exons: 3
Coding region: 178-924 (248 amino acids)
Biological process (GO): regulation of transcription by RNA polymerase II
Molecular function (GO): RNA polymerase II cis-regulatory region sequence-specific DNA binding; DNA-binding transcription factor activity, RNA polymerase II-specific
Source: RefSeq, a predicted model, not a curated record